Molecule: messenger RNA, 10638 nt
Organism: Asterias rubens (European starfish)
Lineage: Eukaryota; Metazoa; Echinodermata; Asteroidea; Forcipulatida; Asteriidae
Exons: 33
Coding region: 1858-10551 (2897 amino acids)
Biological process (GO): intracellular signal transduction
Molecular function (GO): guanyl-nucleotide exchange factor activity; protein binding
Source: RefSeq, a predicted model, not a curated record
GACCGAUGCAACAAUACUAGAAAAAGGAGUGUUGUUGAAUUUAACCAGGAGGUGUAGGAUACAACGUAAAUAUAUUACUAUAGGAAUAAUUCAACAGGUUGGUUGAGCUAUAGAGCUACUGGUUGAACCAUAGAGCUACUGGUUGAACCAUAGAGCUACUGGUUGAACCACAGAGCUACUUGUUGAACCACAGAGCAAGUGGUUGAACAAGGCCAAGCAUUGCCCAAGUAUUGAUGGGGUUACUACAGUACAUACCAUCAUUGGAUCAUACUAAAGAUGUGAUGGAGCCUAGUUAUAAAAGAUCAACCUAAGCAGAAGUUAAACCUUAUUGUGCAUCAAUUAUCCAGCCAUUAGAGAAUUCGACAACGCAAUUUAACUACCAGUGAGAAAACGGUUAACACACCACCAGGGUUUUGGAAAUUGCAGCGUGACGUGUCAUCUACCAGUACAGCUAGCAGGGAUAUACCACUAGCGACUAUUGCCUCUCGGUGUAGCGACCUUACGAGAUCACGUUACCGGGCAACUGUUGCUAGGCACUCCACCACAGAUGAUCUUACAGCAGAUUCGACAAUGCAAAGGGAAGAUUCAUCACCAGGUCUUCCACAACAUCUUCAGCAUCCUCAGGCCACACCUAACAACAAACUUCACGAGGUUCGCAUUGAGUUAACGCUGAGUACUGAUGAAGGCGAGUACACAUUAUCACACGCACCAUUGACCACAUCUAAUAACAACAUGACUGGUGAAUAACAAAAAGAGAAACAUUUUCAUGUGAAGUGCAAAUCUCAGACCACAUAACUACUACUACUCAUCCAUUGCGUCUAGACCACAUCGUUUACGAGAGUACAUGCUACCCCUCAUGUUCAUCACUAAUGUGUCUUAUGACGUAACCACCCUCCACCCAUUACACUUUGAGAACAAAACGCAACAACGUAUAUUGUCCGCGUUACUUAAUAAACUGUACAGUCCAGGCCGAGCUAACAUUUACGCCUAGACGUAUAGACUGUUUUGGUUCACAAUAAGUGGUGUAAUGUCAAGUGCAUGAUUUGUCAUAAUGUUGACGUAAAACUGACGUCAUCAACACGUAGAGGAUUUAAGACUGCAUCAUCCGCGGUGUAACUCUAUCUUACAGUACACUGUAUGUACAACGCAAUUGAAAUAGUCUGGAUAUGUUUUCACCCGCUUUUCAUACACACGUAUCGGUACUUGAGUAUUGCUUAGUUGUUGGUGUCAGGCCUACCAAACAUCGUUCGCCAAGGGAAACAAAACUCCAAACAAUACCUCCAACCUGAGUCCAUUAAAAAGGUCAACCUUCGAGCGUAUGAUAUUCCGGCUCACUAGAAUAAUAAAAUAGACAAGAGACUGAGUAUAGGGGACUGUGCAUAUUGACAAUCGUUCAUGGACCUUAUUCCAACAUAAAGAUGAUAACAAAACACAAAAGACUCCCUGUGAUUUGAAAUCACCACGGGUAUCCGGCUCGACCGUAGCCCCCGCAAAAUGUGCAUCAGGUUGCCUCGCAGUAGAGACCGACCUGUAGCGUCUAGUCGCAAUAUUGCAAUAGGGCAUAGAUCCACAGCGGCUUCUUAAUGAAGAUGAGCAGGGCUUCAUUAACUCUAGAACAAUUAAACUGAAAAAUAGUAACGGCACCGGAUAUCGACACUUAUGAUCGAGAGCUGGAAAUCGAAGAGCGGCGUUCGUAUAUUGGAUGUUAUAUUCACCUCGGUGUUAAAGUCACAGUGCGUUUUGUAGUGCUUUCAUCCGAUGCAUUUGACUUCCUUCAUGAUAUAUGCAAUUGGAAGCUCAGACGUUUAGAGGUUAUGACUGUAUCGAGUCCCUGACUCAAGGGUAGUCCACCACACCAUGGCACCGCCUAAAACCAUCUUAAUCGAGCUUGGUAUCGAACCCCAGUCAGAUUGCGGUAUCUGCACCAUCGAUGCAUCGAAGUCGUGUGGUUUGGAUCUGGAACUGCGACCACUGAGCCAACGAUGGGAACAGUCGCCGGAGUCGGAACUCAUCUUCCGAAGGAUCCCCGAGGAAGUCGUGCCUUUCGGUCCCGUUCGUCAGGGACCUUCCGGAGCUUCGGAACCCAGGUCCAGAAAGGGUGUAUGCAGCACCUGCUCGGAACCAUGUGCACGAUGUUCGUCUCGCGCAGAGCCGCAAAUCCGUCCCCAUGGAGGAGAAAAUGGGGUUCCCGCCAAAAGGUAUCUCUCCUGCGCCUUCUUCGACACUCCAUCUUCUAAGACAUACAGAAUGGACAUUGAAUUUCCAACUGCCCACCAGCUUGACUUUCAGAGCACACCGCAAGAGACGAUAGCGGAAAAAGAUGGUAUGCCGUGCCGGAUUUCCAACAUAAGUUUUGACCAUGAUGACAGUACCCCAGUUGAGGUAGACUUGCAGCUAGACAAAGGGCUUGACCUUUCGAGCGAAGGCUGGUCGAGUGCUUCUAGGUCAUCACAAAGCAGUAUCUCGACCUUUAACGAGUCUAAACCCACCUCUGAUGAUGAGAGUGAAUGCGACGAGAAAGACAGUCUGAAAUGCAGUUAUAGCUCACAUGGUGACACUGACGAGGCGGAUUCUAGACCGUUCGACAACACACAAUUGGGCCGAGAAGGUAGUGACACCGAGUCAGACUCGGCUUCCAGCAGCACGGAACAUUCGGGAGCUUCUGAAGACGAUGACGAGUUGUCCAAGAAUGCUGUGUCAAACGAUGACGAGUUGUCCAAUAAUUCAGGUACAAACGAUGACGAGUUGCCCAAUUAUACAGUGCCAAACGAUGACGAGUCGUCUGACAAUUCAGUGCCAAACUUCAGCUUUCCCUCGUUAUUGAAAGAGGAUUUAACAUACGCACAGUGUGUACCCGAUGACCUUUACGACUCAUUGCAAGGAGAUACCGAACCCGAAGAUAUCUUUGAUGAGUUAUGUCUUAAUCUGACUCCAGAGGCAGCCGAUCAGAUGAUGAUGAUUAAAGCAAUGUUCAGUGAUGAGUCCCCUCCUAUGACCCCAUUGGAGCCCCAACCCUUCUCCCUCCUAACGACCGAACCAAUACCGAGCCACACCGAAGAAACCGUUCAGGAAGAGCUCAAACCGACCGAGAGCAGCGUCCAAGAGACGGCGUCACCACCGGCCACUGAGUACAGCUUCAGUGACAGCUUGGAUCUCACUCCAGCGGAAUUUGAGCAGUUCAUGGCAAUGAACGCUGCAUUCGGUGGUCCGGUGGUUUUUCCACCUCCUAAGAUUGCCCCGGAAUUCCCUUCAUUUUCCGCAAAGACAUCAAGCACAACACCAAGCCAACCCAAGAAGGUUAGCCCAACACCCGAUCCGGCCCUGUCUACCAAGCUUAGAGAUCUUCUGGAAACAGAUCCUCUGGAACCAGAUCUUGUUAAAAGAUCCACUGAUACCUCAGAACCAAUUCCGACCGUAGAGAGUUACAGCCUAUCGGAUAGCUUGGAUAUAACCCCGGAAGAGUACGAACAAUUCGCCGCGAUGAACGCUGCAUUCGGGGGACCAUCGGUGAUCCCGCCCCCACGAAUGACCUUCAAGGAAGUGGUAGAACUCGUCAAUCCCAAAGUGGCUCCUGCCAGGCCUACGUCGCUCGACAUUCAAGUUGUGACCUCUCCAGAUCUUACAAGAAAGUCCUCUGUUUCCACAACCUCAUCAGCAAACCCGGAAGACAAUCCGGAAGCAGACGAGGAAGGCACCUCCUUCUGGGCCGAUUGCGACGACACGGUUCUUAUAAAGAGCUCUGCUGAGCCUACUCAUGACUCAUCCGACUCACUCGUUGCAUCAUCCCAGGAGGACGAAGGAAGUCUGACCCCGCAAUUCGAGCAGCCACCUAAGACCUUUGACACGGAAGUAAAUGGUGAUUGCGCUCCCGUGACGACAGAUCAGAAAUCGUCUGGAGAAGAGAACAAGACAACAAAGGGACCGCUUUUCAUCGAAGAACUUCUUUUGACAUCAGCAUCGGGAGAGGGCCAUGGGGAAAACUCAGUGUUGAUGAGGUGUAAAAUCGACGCUUGGCCCGCCCCGACUGUCAGCUGGUUUUAUAAGGACGAGCCGCUGGGUGACGGUAAUGAAGCCGUGGAUCCAGACCGUGUGGUGUUGAAAUCUGACGGUGCACGAGGUGUCUUUACUCUGCUGUUGAAGGAAGUGGAAGGGUUUGAUACUGGGGUUUACACGUGUAAAGCUAGUAAUAUCAUAGGAGAAGCAACGAGUGCUGCUGAGUUGAUUGUACAAGAAUCAGUGUCGGACUCAGAGUACGAAACAGCUCGAUCCUAUUUUACAUCCGGUGAUGAAAUCGUGGAUAAUUUAGGCGAGUCGUGGCUUGCUCGAGGCCGUGGGGUGAAUCGGAAUAGAUUACCCGGUAGGAUGGUACCGGAGCGCACGGUACGCAUCACAACGCACCGUGCCUCGGCACCUCGCUUCACUUUCAAGCCACAGAGUCGAGUGGUUGAGAUCGGACAGACGGCCAGACUCAUAUGUGGCGUCAGAGGGUCCCCUAAGCCACGCGUGAGCUGGUUCAAUCACGGCACUGAGCUCAAGAACGAGGGACGUUACCGAGUACUGGAGAGCGAAGAUGGUAACUCUGUCUUGGAGAUACGGGAGGUCGAGUCGCUAGACACUGGUAGUUAUAUCUGCACGGCCGGGAAUAUCAUCGGGCAGAUCUACUGCACUACGGAGCUCUCAGUCGAAGAAUUUGGUGAACCAGAAAUUGAUGUUAAGACCGUUGAUGCAGACAUGUCACUUUUGCCAGUGCAGUACCUUCAGUAUGGUCUGGAUGCACGGACAGAGGAGGAGGAGAAGGAGGCGGUGUCAGCAGAGGCUCCGCCCGCAGAGGGGGAAGCAUCACCUGUGGUUCCACAGAGGGUUCUUGCCAUGGAAGGAACAACAGCAACGUUGGACUGCUCACUGGUGGAAGGUCGUGUGACCUCUAGUGUGACAUGGUUCAAAGAUGGAACGAGCCUAGAUGCCAGCCCCCACUGCAUCUCCAGUGUGGAUGAAGACAGGUUAAUCUUAAACAUACCACAAACUGCAUUGGAGGACGAAGGGGAGUACACAUGUUGUCUGACUGAUGCACCAGAUGAAGUGCUAUGCUGUUGUAUCCUGAUGGUACAUGAGGAGGAGGCAAACGCAAAUGACGGAACAGAUUCAAUCAGCUCACGUCCAUUCUCUUCGACACCCAAAGUUGAAAAUGCUCCAAAAGACAAGACACGACCACUCGAGUUGAACAAGGCAACAUUUGUACGUAAGGAGAAUCUUGAAGCUCGUCCAAAAGUAAGUCCUGUCGUUGCUCCCGAUAAGGGUAGCAGGAAAGUUGGACACAGAACUCUUGGUUCUGUGGACUAUUCAGACAGCUCCAUCAGCAGUAGUAGCGGCAACGGAGAGGAUGCUGUGAUCAGGCGGAGGGAGAAGCAACAUUAUGCGACACCACGGAAACAUAAAGACCACCGCAAAAGCCGCAAGAGCAACCGCAGUAAGAGGUCAGGUGGUGACGGAAACCAACUCGACAUCGGCCUGAAGCAGGAAUCGGAUUCCUCGGAGGACACUUACGGCCGAACGAAAACGCCGACCCACAGGAGUAAACCUCAAAAGAAGUAUCGUAGCAGUUUCUCGUCGGAUCUCGACGACGACUUUGAUGAUGGUUUGGAGCGGGUUAUGGCAUUAUCUGAUAAGGCCGACGCCUGUUUGAAUAUUGUGAACUCGGUUCUAGAAAUGACAUCUUUCGAUAAGGAAGUCGACGAUGCUCUCCAGGAGCAGAUCAAUGCCUUCAGAGCUAAUGUAUCGGAAUCGGACGGCAGCCUCCACCAGUCUGAGAAUGUGGACAGCAGUCUCGUGGACAGUGACACAGAGGAUGACUUUAUCAAACACAUGGCCGCGCAAACCGUAGCCAGUGCAAUUGCUGAGCAAAUGAUGAGGGAAACAGAUAGCCUACCGGUUGCCCCACAACCCCAAGCGGACUUGCCAUUAACAAACGGUUUUGCACCCAAAACUAAGCACUCUGCCAAAGAUGAUUUUAACAAGACCUCAGAUGAAGAGGUUGCCCAAGAAGACAUGAACCUAAACCUUUCAGUGGACCUUGAACCUUUCAGCUUCACAACGACUGCUUCUUUGCAGGAAACAAACUCCCUUGAUUGUAAGAAUGGACUUGACAGAUCUGAACAAUUAGAUCUAAGUCAUUCGCCAGAGUCACCACGCUUAAAACCACCAGUAGACUCGUCACAUUCAAUGUCGCCACGAACUUGCCUCUUCCGUGGCCCCCAAGACAAAAUCUUUACCUUGGAUGAAAUCCUCGAUGCCCUCCCGGAGACAGCCGUAGAUGGAAACUCUGAGCAAAGCUCUAAAGCCACCUCGCCCGUCGACAAGGCCCAAAAAUUUACACUCCUGGAGUGUCACAGCCAGCCACGCAGCCCAAGUCCGGUUGCUGGUUCACCCGAAGGCUCUCCUCGUACAGAGUUUCCCACUGAAGAGCUGCCGGCUAAAGACUCACAGAGUCAAGACUCUCCUCCUGAACUUGUCACCCAACUCCAAGACACGUUUAUUCUCAAGGGCGAUGCCAUGAGACUGGAAGUGCAAGCAAGAGGUCACCCCGUCCCUGAGGUCCUGUGGUACAAAGACGGCACGGAGCUCCAGCAUGGCAAGAAUCUCCAGCUCAAGUUUGACGGUGAGGACACUUGGGCGCUCAUUACCAGGAACAUUAAAGCUCAAGACGGUGGGGUGUACACGUGUGUCGCUGAAAACUCGCUGGGCUCAACCAGCACAAGUGCUGUCAUUGCUGUUGCAGGUCUCGUGGAUGAACCCGAAUCUGCUGAUUGUGAUGAGGACGAAGACACCGUCGAGGCCAAGGAAUCUCAGAGCUCCUCACAUGGUCUCUCAGCAUCCUCCCCUACUGCCCUGGACGAUGAUGUCUUCAUUGUCAAGCCCAAUUCCAAAGACAUUCUCCCGACGAUCCUUCUCAAUGCCGAAGAGGACAGCACCUUGAGUCAGAGCGGGGAGGAGGACAUUCGUGAGGCCUCAUCCAGAGUCUUAGAAGCCAUCCGCUUGGACAGUAACGCAAACUGGGCCGACGAAUCCUCGCCAGACGUCAGUCGGUCCAACUCAAACAACUCCGAUAAGGGCGUGCCGUUUAGCAUUCAGAAACGAAGCCGCCCAGAAAGUAACAUUGAGAUCAUUCGUCACCGCAGGGCAUUCCGGAAGAACACGAGUCGGGAUAGCACGACAUCCGUCGAGCCGAGCUCCACGGGUAACUCAACGUCGGACGAGAGCGACACGGAGGGCGCCCCCAAGUUCAUCAAGGCCCUGAAGACCACUGAAAUUCUGGAGGGAGAGUCCGUGCAAUUUGAAGUGUGUGUGACGGGGGACCCUGAACCUAAGGUUAGGUGGUAUCACGAUUCAUCGGAACUCAAAGAUACCAGUCAUACAAAGUGUAGACGAGUUGAAAACACCAACGUCUGGAGGUUAUGCAUCUCAAGAGUCCGGCAGGAAGAUGAUGGGAAAUAUAUGUGUCGGGCGGAGAACAGAUUAGGGGUCAAGGCUUGCAUUGCCUUCUUGAUCGUAGAAUUAUUAAAUGGAAAUGAAGGCGACAAUGGUGAUGAGAAUGACAAGAGAAUCGUCUCUAGACUCGUUAAGGAGAAAGAAGACGAACAGAGCUUCGGGGAAUCGUCACAGAUUGAGGAGGAUUUACUGAAGAGCUUCACCCUGGAGUCAGACUACAGUGAUUCUAGUGGCAGGAUGUCUGUCAAGAGAGGAGAGCAGGUAGAGCUGCUUGACGGCAGGAGGAAAGACAAGUGGCUGGUCAGACACAAGACCAAUGCCAACAUGAUUGGUUAUAUCCCAUGUACACUGCUAAAACGAAGCGCAUCAUCAUCUGAGAGAGAGGACAGAAAGAUUGUCUAUAACUUUGUCGCCAAACAAAGCAUCGAGAAGCGUUCCAGAGGAAAACAAAAACUGAACAGACAUACCUCUAAAGACGGACAGCUCUCCGAGCUAGAAGAAGGAAGAAUAAUUGACGAUUUUUCAGAUGCAGAGGCUACACAGUGUUACGACCUCUACAUGGCGGUCGCCUCCUACACCCCCUCGGCCGAACAGAAAGGUUUCAUUCCCAUGGCAGAGAACCAAGUGUUUGAGGUGCUGGACUCAAACAGUGCCCUCAAUUGGCUGGUGAGAGCCGAGAGCAGCCCUUGCAGUGUCGGAUGGGUACCAGCGAGUUACCUGACUCCCUUUGUGUGUAGCGGUCACUACAGUGCAAGACGAGGCUCCAGGAGUCUCCGAGAUGACUUUGAGGAUAUCAGCACUGAGGAGGAAGAGCAGAGGGAGGUCGGGAGUAAAGAGAAAGAGGCCAUGCUGAAGAGAGGGUUUGUACUAAAAGAACUCCUAGACACAGAGCGAGACUUUGUGAAGGAUCUUCGAUACGUGACGACCCGUUUCAUCCCUCCCAUUGAGCACCCCAACGUUCCCGCUGCUCUCAGGGGCAAGAAAGAUGACAUCUUCGGCAACAUCAAAGAGAUCUAUGAUUUUCAUAACAGUCAGUUCCAUCAUGAGUUGGAGGAGUGUGAAAACGACGCCAACAGCAUAGCCAGGGCAUUCAUUAAGUGGCAAUCUACCUUCAUUAACCUACACGUCCAGUACUGCAAGAACAAACCCAAAGCAGAUAAUGUGCUCACUCCAGCGGCAAAAGCCUUCUUUCUGCAAUAUGGCGGUGGUACUGGUCCAGGCCAAUUAGGUCUAGGUGACUACCUCAUCAAGCCAGUACAGAGGAUCACCAAGUAUCAACUACUCCUCAAGGAGAUUGUCAAGUACACAUCCAGAGCCAAGGAGGAUUGCAGUGAACUUGAGUUUGCGUUAAAUGUGAUGAUUGAAGUUCCAAAGAGAGCGAAUGAUUUAAUGCAUCUGAGACUCAUUGAAGGCUUCCAGCGUGACGUAACUGAACUCGGCAAGCUAUACCGUCAGGAUUUCUUCUCGGCAUGGUCAGGAAAGCCCAAGGGACGAGGCAAGGAGCGAUACCUCUUCCUCUUCAAAGAUGUCUUGAUGUUCACUAAACCCAGGAAGGAACUGAAAGGAGAUGUGGUGGGCUACGUCUACAAGAGUCAUCUUAUCGUUGGCAGUCUGAUUGUAUCAGAGGACAUGGCUGAUGAGAGACGGUUUGAGAUCUCCCAAGGAAGAUCGUCCACAUUAACACUUCAGGGUAAGACGAAGUACAUGAAGGAGGCGUGGGUGAAAGCCCUUCGAGACUUGAUAGCGGAGGUGCCGAAGGAUCUUAAGGAAGGGAAGUCAUCCACUGAACGACGUCUAGUUCACUCACCAAUCAUGACACGUAAGCGGCGUGCUCUCUCCAUGCUUUCAUCAGGAAGUUCCAUGUCAUCACUGCUAUCGGAACCAGGUCUCCUUGGCAACAUGAGCAAAUCCACUGAGUCCCUAAGUAGCUUGAUGUCCAGUCCGUCCUUGCUGAAUGUCCCCCGUUCAGGUCGGGGUAGCGUCGACAGUAUGAUGGGUUCAGCAGAGUUUAGUGCUUUCAGCGCACUUAUUCCGUCCGUGGGAUCAACCUAUGAAGUCGUAGAGGAUAUGGUGGCAGAAGGGCACAGAUCUAAGGAGCUUUAUAGAGGGGACAUGGUCAAGCUACUAGAGGUCUGCGAUAAUAACAUGUUCCACGUCCUGACCUUACCGGUGGAUGAAUCCAGCCCAGGAAUUGAGGGCUACGUCUCCCCUGGCCUGGUCAAGAAGAUUGGCUCAUCUGAAGAACAUCCCUACUUCACAGAAAGAGUCAAAUCCCGCACCGUAUUUGCCGACGAGACCGCCAUCUUAACCUGCUCCUUCCUUGGCAAGCCUUCACCGACGGCAACCUGGUCGCUGGCUAACCACCUCAGCCAUGACGACAAACGCUUGGAGUUUGUCACCACUGAGGAAAGCUCAACAUUGAUACUGUACAAUACAGUCAUACGGGAUACCGGGGAGUAUGCGUGCACCGUGGAGAAUUCUAGCGGCUCUACUUGCUGUUCGGCCAGGCUUGAUGUCAAAGGUGCUUAUUCAACAAGCAGUACUCCAACAGACCUAGAAGACGUCCGGGAAGGCUGUACCUCCAGCCCCGCCGUCUCCCCGACCUACCCCGAGCCGCCCCUCCUGGUUCGCUCCUCCUCCCUGGAGAACCUCACCACCCUCCCGGAAGACUUUGACGUCCUCCCGACCGAGAUCAUCCGGGCCUCCUCCGUCUCCGGACGGGGGAUGCUGAGCUCCACCCGCAGGGCGUCCAGCUUGGAAACGACCAAGGAGAAGAUUGGAAGUUUCCGGAAACACUUCAAGCGGGCGUUCAGCAGCGUUGGAGCGGAGAGAGACAAGAUUCUUCAUAACUUACAGAGAGCGCCAAGCGGGGGCAGCAAUCAAAGAAGUAAACACCACCAACAACAUCAACAACAACAAAAGACAACAACGUGCGUCCACUGUAAAGCCGAGAGGGACGACAUGUCCGAGGACACCCAGGCAGUCUGCGAGGCAUGUGCCCAGAAGCUACUCGCAGGCAGUAGAGAAACGUUACUAGAAGAAGAGGAGGAUGCAUCAGUCAGAUAGCACCUAUAUUCACACAGGAGAUGUGCGACAUCGAAGAAGUAGAAGACAGCUGCGCAUGCUUCCAGGUCAAAAUCACAGGCGAACAAC